GUUGCAUUGCUUUGCUUUGCAUUGAUUUGCCUUGUGUUUUGUUUUGUUGUGUUGUGUUGGAUUAGCUUGCUUGCUUGCUUAGUUUGUGUCUUGGCUCUCUCGCUACCAUUCCUGGUCUCUCCUCCAAACAGCACAAGGAGGAGGAGUCGUAGGGGUGGUGGUGGUUCUCGCCACUAUUCUUCACUCUGUUGCUCUUGUGCAACGCUCAUUGUCUUCGCUUCCCAUGCUCAUACUGCUUCUGCGACCGCUUUUUCUUCUCCGUGCCUCUUUCCCGUCUUAUUCUUCCUUCCUCGUCCUCUUCUCCGGUUCUCUCACUUUCUCUUUCUGCUGCUUUCGUCUUUGUGAAUUAGUGAGGACGACCACUCAAGCUUCUCUGCCUUAUCAUUGGCCCACUCGUACCGCUCCUGGCUGUAUGUUGUGGUGUGCUGCUUGUGUGUGUGGUUAUUUUAUUUUUGUUUUUUUUCCUCCCAUUUCGGUGUCGCGCUCGAAGGCUCAUGUCUUUCGAGAGUUAUAAUCGCGGAAUCGAAUCUCUGCUCUUUGAUAAAGUGCACAACUCCGCCUCCCUCCCCUGGUCAAUUGUCUUCGUUUUUGUUUUUUAAUCUAAAUUAAUGGAGUCGUUGAUGCCUUACUAGUUGGAAUAAAGCGUAUUAUUAUCAUGUGGCAGCCUCGAUGGAUUAGUCCCGGAUCUCCUGUCAACCUCUCAGGGAAUUUCGUCCUAUUGUUUCAAGUUUCACUGGAAUCAUCAUUUUUCUGACUGCGGUUUCAGGAAUAGUUCUGCUUUCAUACAGUAAUCGAAGCAGUAGACAACUUCAGUGGCGCUGGAUAGACCAUCACGGCAACGUCCAAAUUAAUCCAGUACAUUUUGCAGUAGUCGGUUUUGCCAUAUGUGGUCGAAGGGGUGGGACGACAAACUCACCUUCUCCGUGGGAUAGCAGGGUGUACGGCGGAGGCAGUAGCAUUAGGUAUUAGGAGUUACUCAUGUAGUACUUGCUGUGCCACAUUUCCUUCAUGCAGUCAGUCCUGCAGUAUCACUCGCCUCUUGUUUUAAGACGCCAGCUUCCACUACCAAGCUUCUUUUAAGCCUCGCGACGGUGCUUUCUUGGUAUUCCAAAUGCUCUUCUACAUAUGUGUGCCGAUCUUCUUCCAUCAUGUCGGCAACAGACUCAGAAACUGUCAGAUCUUCGGCUUUCAAACCUCAGAAUGCGUCACUCAAGGUGAUUCUGUUGCUGGCAUAUCAGAGCUUCGGAGUGAUAUAUGGCGAUUUAAGUACAUCACCUCUAUACGUCUACCGCAGCACAUUUGCAGGGAAGCUUCGAAUGCACGAAAAUGAUGAUGAGAUUCUGGGGGUUCUGUCCUUCAUCAUUUACACACUCACGAUUAUUCCAGUCAUCAAGUACGUCUUCAUUGUCUUGGCCGCGGAUGACAAUGGCGAAGGUGGAACAUUUGCUCUCUAUUCUCUUCUAUGUCGGCAUGCGAAGUUAAGUCUGUUGCCAAAUCAACAAGCAGCCGAUGAGGAAUUAUCUACUUACAAGUUGGAAGCGCCGCAAGAAUCAAAUCGCGACAUAUGGAUGAAGAAGAUACUUGAGAAACAUCAAAAGCUUCGGACGGUGCUACUAAUAGUAGUCCUGUUGGGGACCUGUAUGGUUAUAGGGGACGGUGUUCUCACCCCUGCCAUCUCUGUGUUGUCAGCGGUAUCUGGGAUUCAAGUUGCGGCACCUGAUCUUCAUGACCAUGUUAUUAUUCUAGUGUCAUGCAUCAUCCUGGUGGGGUUAUUUGCACUUCAACAUUAUGGUACGCACCGGGUUGCCUUUAUAUUUGCUCCCGUUGUGAUCGCGUGGCUCUUCUGCAUCUCCAGCAUCGGCGUCUACAACGUCGUCACAUACAACCCCCAUAUAUGGCGAGCACUAUCCCCCUACUAUAUGUACAACUUUUUUAAAAAAUGCGGAAAGGACGGUUGGGUGUCUCUCGGUGGCAUCGUUUUAUGCAUCACAGGGACGGAGGCCAUGUUUGCAGAUCUUGGCCACUUCACCCCGCUCUCAAUUAAGAUUGCCUUCGGGGGUGUGGUAUACCCUUGUUUGUUGUUAGCAUACAUGGGCCAGGCUGCGUUUUUGUCUAAGCAUCGAGACGACAUUUCAAGGAGUUUUUACAAGUCAAUUCCGAAGCCUGUCUUCUGGCCUGUCUUUUGCGUAGCAACACUGGCAGCAAUCGUCGGGAGUCAGGCUGUCAUAUCUGCAACAUUCUCGGUUGUGAAACAAUGUUUAUCUCUUGGUUUUUUUCCAAGAGUAAAAGUUGUGCACACUUCCAAACAAAUAUACGGCCAGGUUUACAUUCCUGAGAUCAACUGGAUGUUGCUGGUACUAUGCUUGGCUGUAACUGUUGGAUUCCGAGAUACCAUCACCAUCGGCAAUGCUUACGGUCUUGCAGUGAUGACGGUGAUGCUUGUUACUACCUGUUUGAUGACACUGGUAAUCCUAAUAGUUUGGAGGCGUAGCAUCGUACUGGCUGCGUGUUUCCUCCUAUUUUUUGGCUCAAUCGAAGCUGUGUACAUUUCUGCAAUGUAUAUCAAGGUGCCGGAAGGAGGAUGGGUUCCGCUACUGCUCUCUCUAGUAUUCAUGAGCAUCAUGCUUGUAUGGCAUUACGGGACGACAAAAAAAUAUGAGUUCGACCUGCAGAACAAAGUCAGUAUGAAGUGGAUACUCACGCUUGGCCCUAGCUUGGGUAUCGUCCGUGUUCCAGGGAUCGGUCUAAUAUACACUGAGCUGGUAACAGGUGUUCCGGCCAUUUUUUCCCACUUUGUCACAAAUUUGCCAGCAUUUCAUCAAGUUCUAGUUUUCGUCUGCAUCAAAUCUGUGCCAGUGCCAUAUGUACCCCAACAUGAGCGCCAUCUCAUUGGAAGAAUUGGUCCGAAGGGUUACCGAAUGUACAGGUGUGUAGUUCGUUAUGGGUAUAAGGAUGUCCACAAAGAUGACAAUGACUUCGAAAACCAACUGAUAGUCAAUCUUGCUGAGUUUAUCCGCACUGAAGCUGAGGUGACAUAUCUGCCUUCUAGCAGCGAAGUUACAGCCGAAGUUGUAGCCGAUGAGAGGAUGACUGUCAUGGGAAACACUCCGUCGUCACGGAUCUUAAAUGUCUUUGGAACUGGCUCCGACUUCGAACAGAGUUCCGUCUCUGUACCUACGCGGGUUUCGCCCCUAGGAAGCUUCCAGAUCACUGAAGAAAAUGAGGCCAUUCGAGCAGGUUGCAAGAAACGCGUUCGAUUCGAGAUAUCCAAGAGUCCGGAUUUAGACCCAGCUGUUCGGCAAGAGCUUCAGGAACUCAUAGAAGCAAAGGAAGCAGGUGUAGCGUAUGUCCUGGGGCAUUCUUAUGUGAAGGCCAAGAAAUCCUCGUCCAUUAUUAAGAGAUUUGCGAUUGACGUUGCGUACACGUUCCUGAGACGGAACUGCAGAAGGUCCGCAGUAGCACUAAGCAUUCCGCACAUCUCCCUCGUAGAAGUUGGGAUGAUUUACUACGUAUAGCUGUUUAUUUAGUAGCAAAAUCAUCAUAUGGUAAUGUAUAUCACUUUGGUCAGUACAGUAGCCUUUUGUCUCCCUGAGUUGUUUCACAUCAUUUUACUUCGAGUUUUGCUGGAGAAUGCGUAAGCUCUUGUAAUUUCAAUCUAGUUGCAGGCUAUAUGAGUUCUAAUCAGCAAUGAUGCUAGAAUAGCAACGUCCGUGGCGUAUUAUGAGGAACCAUCGAUUCCUACACGGACUGCAAUCUGGCAAACAAAUAGGCCGCCUUGUUGCAAAGUAAGGACUGAGAACUUAACAAUGGACAUGUUGAAAUGUCUGAAACCUUUUCUUUCCAA
Messenger RNA from Physcomitrium patens, 3844 nucleotides. RefSeq names its product potassium transporter 1. Gene Ontology annotation, cellular component: membrane. The record is from RefSeq and is a predicted model, not a curated record. Gene Ontology annotation, biological process: potassium ion transmembrane transport. Gene Ontology annotation, molecular function: potassium ion transmembrane transporter activity. Lineage: Eukaryota; Viridiplantae; Streptophyta; Bryopsida; Funariales; Funariaceae.